GCCAUCGAGCGCCAACAGAACACACGCACGCCAAGCAUGCAGCAGCAGUACAGAGGCCAAGCCAGAAGUGCAGUAGCACCUCAACAAACAGUACAGGGCCAAGUACCUGUACACCAACAGAUGCCACAAGCUCAGGGCUACGAAAGACAGCACACCCUUCAUAACAAUGGCACUCUUGCAUGGCAGCAACAACAAGCAGCCAACAUUUGGAACUAUGCAGCCGCGUGGCAAGCGAUGGGAGGCUACCCGUACCCGUACCAGCAACAAUAUUCCUGUGGAAAUCAACCCCAUCAGGGAUACUACCCAUUCCCACAACAACUGGGAUUAGGGAAUUUGAGUCAACCAUCGAUGGUGCAGGGAAGCGGUCAACCAUGGACGGAGGAGCAGGGAGCCAUAAGCGAAUCGAGAGGAAACAGGGCAGUUGACAUUAGAAAUUCAAUGAGUGAGAUGGAAAUUGAAGCCAGGAAGCAACUGGGCAAGCGGAAGAUGAGAGCGGAAGGGCGAAGACGAGGGGACCAAACACAAGCAGAGGACAAAUUUGAUCAAGAGGAGGAUGAGGAAGAAAGCGAAGAGGACGGAUCAGAACAAGGCGACAGCGAGUUCAGAGAUAUUCCAAUGGGAAUAGAGACUGCAGCGAGAGGGGAGAGACAAGUGGAAGAACGAUACCUACUCCCGUUUGUAUUGGCACUUCACGGGCAAGAUGUAUUUGUGCUCGGCUUGAAGAACAGUGAUGGCAUGAUUUUUCUUCCAGCAGCCCCACUGGUGCACAUACCGUCUCACGAGGAGAUUGUAUAUGUGGUGCGGAGAUUGUACGAGGAUAAGUUCAAAUUCAGGGUGUUUCCGAAGGAGAUGAUGCCCAAGCAAUCUGUUGAAGUGCAAGGCGGUAAAAGAAUCAGGUACCUGAUCCCACUGGUGGAUGCUCGCAUCCUUACGGAGUACUGGUAUGGAAUGCAGAAUGUGGGCAUGGAUUUCAUUCUGCUGAGCAGCUUUACCACGGGAGACCCUGCAAUUCUGUCGAUGGUAAUGGUGGAACCAGGAAUCCCGGCUCACUUCCUCCGAAGAUUGGAUGAAAAGUUGCUAAAGAGGAGAAAUCUAAACUCUCUAUACUUGGCAGAUUACCUGAGAGAGAGAUGGCCGGAGCACUUACAGUUGGUAACAAGCAGUGAAGGGCGAAUCCAACAUGGUCACGCCUCGAGCGAACGUGGUCAAACUUAAAUGUGCCACCUGGAAUGCUCAAGGACUGGAAGACAAAGGCGGAAGGAACAAAUGCGCAAGACUGAA
This is a messenger RNA of Chara braunii, 1281 nucleotides long. NCBI's taxonomy places the organism in Eukaryota, Viridiplantae, Streptophyta, Charophyceae, Charales, Characeae. The record is from the annotation of a GenBank genome assembly.